Messenger RNA from Salmo salar (Atlantic salmon), 2482 nucleotides. The record is from RefSeq and is a predicted model, not a curated record. Lineage: Eukaryota; Metazoa; Chordata; Actinopteri; Salmoniformes; Salmonidae.
GAUGUGCGGUGCGAGUGGUGUGUGUGUCUAGCGAGAGCGUGAGCCAGCGAGUGAGAGCAGUGUGUGUGUGUGGAGAAAGCGAGCGCAGAGAGAGCCCCUUACACGGAGCAUGCCUCUGCGUCCUGCAGCCGGCAAACAUGAGCCACCCAACUCUCCACAGCAGGACUAGCACACACACACACACUCACACACACCCCCCUACACACACACCAACGGCAGCCAGGGGGCCAGCUCUGACAGCGGCAGCUCACAGGAAGAGGACAGCGGCAUUCCUGUUUCUGUCGGUGUUUUCUCUUUCCGUCCCGCUCGGGAGCGGAGCCCCAGUGCAGGAAGAGGCAUGGAGGAGCCACAGGGCAACACUCUGGUGAUCCGCAUUGGAAUACCAGACCUGGCACAGACGAAAUGUAUGAAGUUCGAUGCGGACGCUCCUAUCUGGUUGUCUAAGCAGCGUAUCCUGUGUACUUUGAACCACAGCCUGAAGGACGUGCUGAACUACGGCCUCUUCCAGCCAGCUUACAAUGGAAAGGCUGGUAAGUUCCUGGACGAGGAGAGGCAGCUGAAGGAAUACCCACUACCUUCUGCUACACCUGUACCAUACCUGGAGUUCCGAUAUAAGAGACGUGUCUACACACAGACGCACCUGGAUGACAAGCAGCUCUCCAAACUACACACCAAGGCGAACCUGAAGAAGUUUAUGGAGUAUGUUCAGCAGAGGAACAUUGAGAAGGUGUCCAAAUUCCUGGAGAAAGGUCUGGACCCCAACUUCCACGACCCUGAAUCGGGAGAAUGUCCUCUGACCAUGGCAUCUCAGCUGGAGGGCUGUGCAGAGCUCAUCAAGGUGCUGAAGAGUGGAGGAGCUCACCUGGACUUCAGGACCCAAGACGGCAUCACUGCCCUGCACAAGGCUGUCCGCACCAAGAACCAUACAGCUCUCAUAACGUUGCUGGACCUGGGUGCGUCUCCUGACUAUAAGGACAGCCGAGGGUUAAGUCCGCUCUAUCACAGCUCUAUGGUAGGAGGAGAUCCCUACUGCUGUGAACUACUGCUCCACGACCAUGCUCAGGUGGGCUGUGUGGACGAGAACGGCUGGCAGGAGAUACACCAGGCGUGUCGUCAUGGUCACGUUCAGCACUUGGAGCACCUGCUGUUUUACGGAGCUGACAUGGCCGCCCAGAACGCCUCUGGAAACACCGCCCUGCACGUCUGUGCCCUCUACAACCAGGAUAGCUGUACCAGAGUUCUACUGUUUCGGGGAGUGAAUAAAGAGAUCAAGAACUACAACAGCCAGACGGCCUUUCAGGUUGCCAUUAUAGCAGGAAACUUUGACCUGGCUGAAAUCAUUAAGAUCCACAAAGUGUCAGACGUUGUGCCUUUCAGGGAGACCCCCUCCUACACUAACCGUAGACGUGUGUUGGUGGGAGGACUGCCCUCGCCCCGCUCCCUGCUGCGCUCCGCUAGCGACAACAACCUCAAUGGGGAGAGCGGUCACGGUCUGGGGCAGGGCCUGCGGCAGGGUCACGGUCGACAGGGUCAGUCUCCUGUCCCCUCUCUGAGGAGCCUGCCUGCACUGGGACAACACCAACAACACGCCAGCCUGGGGGAGACUCAUCAUGGAGAGGUGCCAGACAGCAGUCUCCAGAGCACAGGCAGCUCUCGCUCCUCCCACUCCCGCUCUCCCUCGCUACACAGUCAUCUGCAUGAGGGCGAGCAGAGCGUCAGGAGGGCACACGGACACGCUCUGGGACACGUCCCUCGAGGACGCCUCAGGGUUUGCUUUGGGACCGUUGACUGUUGGCCGCUUGGACAGACAGUGGCACUUAUCUUACAACCGGUCACUGUGACAACUGUCAGGUUGUUGCUGGGUUACUGUCCCCUUGGCGACCCGACCAUGUCGGUGACCACAGGCUUCAGCUACCAGCUGCCUGGCAUCACCACGGUAACCUAUGUGUUUGUUUACAGCCCGGGCACGGUACAGCGGGACCCCAGCCCCCCACCCACACACCCCCCUGCCAUUACCGGCGCCAGCGGCCCCAAACGGAAACUCUACAGUGCCGUGCCGGGACGCACCUUCAUUGUGGUCAAACCGUACACGCCACAGGGCGAGGGAGAGAUCCAGCUGAACCGUGGAGAGAGGGUCAAAGUGUUGAGUAUAGGAGAAGGAGGCUUCUGGGAGGGCACGGUCAAGGGGAGAACAGGCUGGUUCCCUGCCGACUGUGUGGAGGAGGUUCAGAUGAGACAGUACGACCCUCGGCUAGAGACAAGAGAGGAUCGCACUAAGAGACUGUUCAGACACUACACUGUGGGAUCCUAUGACAACCUCUCCUCAUACAGUGAUUACAUCAUAGAGGAGAAGAAUGCUAUGCUGCAGAAGAAAGAAAACGAAGGAUUUGGCUUUGUCCUACGGGGAGCCAAAGGUAGGGAACACAUUCAAGAGUUUGGCUUCUUGCCAUCUGACAAACAUGUCAGAAGGGGCAGUAGUUGA